AUGUCUAUUCUUUCAGAUGGUUUAUCAGGAUGUAAAAAUCUCGUUACAUUAAAGCUUGUGUUAGAAAACUGCUGUUUUACUUAAGAAGGAGCUUUUAGCUUAGGUUAUUCCUUAGGUCUAAAUAACAAUUUAACAACUCUAGAGCUAUUUUUGGAAGGAAAUUUCUUAGAUUUAAAAGGAGCAUCAAAUUUAAUUAAUGGUUUAUCUAAAUGUUCAUCUCUUUCAAUUUUAAAUAUAGUUCUUAAAAAAUGCCUAAUUGGAGUUCAAGGCUCAAGCCUUUUAGGAGAUUCUCUUCAAAAUCUAAGAAAUAUUACAAGUCUAAGUUUAAAUCUAGGGAUUAAUAAUAUAGGAAGUGAAGGAGUAUUAAAAAUAGUUAUUGGUUUAACAAAGUGCCAAAAUUUAACUAGUUUAAAUCUACUUGUUGACUAAAAUAACAUAGACGAUGAUGGAAUUACUAAUUUAGGUCUUUAAAUAGCUAAAAUUGAAAGUAUUAAAAUUCUAGAAAUCAGCAUCUACUUUAACUAAGUAGGUCAAAAAGGAGUUUCAACAUUUGUAAAAGCACUUUCAAGUUGUAAAAAUCUUUAAAAUAUUACACUUGAUUUAGGUGAAAAUAAUAUUGAUGAAAAGGCUAUUUAGAGCGUUGUAUCUGUCCUCUCCAAAUCUAUAAAUCUUAAAACCUUAAAACUCUAACUAAAUGACAGAAUUCAGAAGGUUUAUAUAGAUAAAACUUAAAAAUAAAUGAAGUGA
Messenger RNA from Tetrahymena thermophila SB210, 747 nucleotides. Its product is annotated as kinase domain protein. The transcript is spliced from 9 exons. The record is from RefSeq and is a predicted model, not a curated record. Lineage: Eukaryota; Ciliophora; Oligohymenophorea; Hymenostomatida; Tetrahymenidae. Gene Ontology annotation, molecular function: small GTPase binding; GTPase activator activity. Gene Ontology annotation, biological process: nucleocytoplasmic transport; activation of GTPase activity. Gene Ontology annotation, cellular component: perinuclear region of cytoplasm; nucleus; cytosol.